AUGGAUUGCAAGCUCCAACACCGCGAAGGCUGCCAGGAAAUGCCAAUGUGGGCUGACACUAUCUCUCUAGACGGAGGAGACCUCAGGAUUACGUUCCGCCGCACAAUUCGUGUGGCAGACAGUUCGACAUCUGAGUCGCUUUUGCCACCUGACCUGGGCGUCUUUCCCUUGUUUCAGGCCAAAGAGACGAGGUGCUGGGAAAUGAGUAACGGAACUGAGAUUGCAUUUCCGUCGCAAGUGCCAGGAUGGUUGAAAGCCAAGGGAGGUAUUUUCUUUCCCAUGCACGAAAACGAAGCUACUUGGAUCAAUUUUGAAUCCAAGUCCAGGCGACCCUACAUCAUUAAAGUCCAUGCGGGUGGUAUCAACGCCGUCUCUGGCUUGGCUUCCACUGCUGAUACAGCUCCUGGUCAGCAGGACUAUGUGGUCAUUCCUGAGCAGCGGUGGUUGGACGGUAUCGCUGUCAACGCUGGUCUUGUUCGUCAGUUCGUCGCGGUUCCACUUGGGAAAAAUCGUACUGUAGAGGGCCAAAUUACAGGAAGCGAAAAAUUUGGUGGGAUUCAGUUUGAAGUUGUCAAAGGUAUUGUUUGGAAGAAUUUCUAUGUCCAACGUCUUGACGGUAUCUGUAUCAUGGUCUCCGUGGAUGAUAGAGAACAUGUGGAUGGACUCUGUAGGAAAAUCAGUGAGACACUUGGCGAGACGCUAGGACCACGAGACCUCUACGACAGGGGAAGGGUGGUUCGUCUUGAGCGCGUUAUAGACGAAAGCUUGAGAGAAACUGGGUUGACGGAUAUCGGCAUCGUGGACCCCGAAAACCUAUCCCUUCUUGAAGAACUUGACCAGAUUGAGCAGUAUUUGUGUGGUACCCGAUUUCCGGGGUGGGGAUAUGCGGGAUAUGCUAGCGCGGGAUAUGCUGAUGCGACGCCAACACGAGCAGGAUCGCAGGCCGAGUUCGGACUCGCCGCUGGGGGCCUCAUCAAGCAGCAUAUCCAGAAAGACACCCAUCCUGCGUCCACCUGGGAUUUCGCGACCAAGACCGUGUUCAAUGUACAACUUAUCUCGGCGCAAGUUUUCAAGGAGAUGACCGGCUUCAUGACUCCAACGGGCCCCAUCAACGCUGCAACGUACCGGAUGUACGGUCUACCAUUCUAUGAAAUCCCGGAGUCACCGUCUACGGUCGCUGGCGACUUUGGAAGACUCAAAAGCCUUGCGCACUUGAAGUACAUGGAAUGGAUUGAUAAUGACGUUGUGCUCGCUCCGGCGUCCGAUAUUGGUGAGUUUCGGUCCAUCAACGGGGAGCGGCAGGAGGAAGGUGCAAGAGGACUGCGGCUUACAUCUGCGCAGACGACGACAAAAGACAAUUGGAUGCGGAGGAGGGCAGUUUCAAAGACAGAAAUUUGUGACAGCCGCUCCCAGGAGGACAGCACAAGGGUAAAGAGCCUCCAACGUGCCUACCAUGUGUCAAGCACAAAAUCUCAGGAAGACUCCAAUGCCCCACAAAGUGAUGACUUUUACCCUGAUUUCGAUGACGAAGUGGAAGAAAUUCCCGGUCUACCUUUCGGUUCGUCUGCGCGGGAUGUUUGGUCUAGGAUUUAUUCUGAGGGUUCAUAG
This is a messenger RNA of Talaromyces amestolkiae, 1608 nucleotides long. RefSeq lists its product as uncharacterized. The transcript is spliced from 3 exons. The coding region runs from base 1 to 1608 and encodes 535 amino acids. The record is from RefSeq and is a predicted model, not a curated record. Lineage: Eukaryota; Fungi; Ascomycota; Eurotiomycetes; Eurotiales; Trichocomaceae.